Molecule: messenger RNA, 5094 nt
Organism: Clarias gariepinus (North African catfish)
Lineage: Eukaryota; Metazoa; Chordata; Actinopteri; Siluriformes; Clariidae
Product: zinc finger FYVE domain-containing protein 1
Exons: 11
Coding region: 104-2059 (651 amino acids)
Molecular function (GO): GTPase activity; GTP binding; metal ion binding
Source: RefSeq, a predicted model, not a curated record
AGGCCUCGGAUGCGGAAGUGUUUGUUCUGAAGUCUGUUUACAAACGCACCGUCACUGGCACCCCGCCGCCUGUGUAAUUUGUCAUGGUUGAAAUUCUGCAAUAAUGUCGGAGAUGUUACUGAAAGAGAUGGAAGAAGUGUCUCUUAGUCAGUCGAAGGAGGAGGAGGAGGAGAGCGGACGGAGUUUCCUGCUGAUCGAUGAGAACGAGAGCCUGCAGGUCGAAAAUGAAAGGCACUUCCUCAGGAAACUCGGCUGCAACGCGGCAAAAGGAGUUAAGGUGCUCUCGAUCUUCGGCAACACCGGCGACGGCAAAUCGCACACGCUUAACCACAUGCUGUUCGACGGCGAAGAUGUGUUCGCCACGUCCCCCUCUCCGGCUUCAUGCACCAUCGGCGUCUGGGCCGCGUAUGAGCCUCAUCUCAACCUGAUCGUGCUGGAUACGGAAGGCCUCCUCGGCGCAUCCGCCAAUCAGAACCAGAGAAUGCGUCUGCUGUUAAAAGUGCUGGCCGUGUCCGACGUAGUCGUGUACCGCACACGGGCCGAGCGUCUGCACAACGACAUGUUCCAUUUCUUAGGAAGUGCUUCAGCUGCAUAUAUGAAGUACUUCACUCCUCAGCUGCGUGCCCUGUCCAACCGGUGUGGCCUUGAUGUACCGCUCUCGAAUCUCGGGCCGUCGGUGGUGGUGUUCCAGGAGACCUCGCGCACUCAGCUGUUGGGUGACGACACCACAGUGCCGGCAGACAUCGUUCUUCAGAAGCGCUUCCAUGACCUGGACCUGAGCACCGAAGCCUUCAGCGCCGUGCAGUACGUAGGAACGCAGACCGUCAUACCUCCGACAGACUUCUCCCAGUUAAGGGAGACAGUCACUAAGCAGGUGAAGAGCACAGCGUCGCGCGCCCCUCGCCAACCUGACAUCGUCUUCAGCGCCCUGCAGGCUUUAAGUGAUCGGUUCUCUGGUGAAAUCCCAGAUGACAAAAUCAUUAUGUACUCCUUCUUCCCUGACGAGUAUUUCACCUGCCCUUCUGUCUGCCUCAGCUGCAACAUUCGUUGCAAGAAUGGCAUGAAUCACCAGAAGGACAGAAUGCCGCAUAUGGCAGAUAAGUUGUGCCAGUACGCUCAUCAGUACAACAACAAGGUUCUCAUAUGCAAGAAAUGCUAUGAGGGGGGAAGGGAAGUGAUAGUCAUCCCCAAAACCUCAGCUUCUACUGAUAACCCGUGGUUUGGUCUGGCGAAGUAUGCCUGGUCCGGGUAUGUGUUGGAGUGUCCCUACUGUGGGAUCAUCUACCGAAGCAGGCAGUACUGGACGGGGAACCAAGACCCAGAGAGCACCGUGGUGCGCAGUGAAGUCAAGCACGUCUGGCAGGGGUCGGAAGCUUUCCAGACGGACCAUCAGAACGCAGCUCAGCGAAUGCUAGACGGGGUUAAUUACGUUGUUCAGUCUGUAUCCGAGUACAGCUCCGGUCCCACCAAAGCGGUGACGGCCUGGAUCACGGAUCAAGUGGCUCCGCCGUACUGGAGACCUAACGCUGAAAUUACAAAAUGCCACGGCUGUAACCGGGAUUUCGAGGAGGCGGAGACGAAGCACCACUGCCGUGCUUGCGGCGAGGGUUUUUGUCAGGCGUGCUCCACCCGCAGCAUGCCUGUGCCCGAGAGAGGCUGGGGCAUGAACCCGGUGCGAGUUUGUGACGCCUGUCACCAGCAAGGAGAAGAUCGGCAAACCAUCCAGGUGGCGCAGAUGGAACCCAAGGCACUUGUGGCACGCAGGAUGACUGAGAUGGCACAGACUACACUAAACAUGGUCUCCACGGCAGUGGACUACCCGCUCUGUUUCAUAAAGGGAGUGGCGAGACCUGACUACUGGGUUCCAGACCACGAGAUCACUCAGUGCCACCAGUGUACCAAGGCAUUUAGCUCAAGCGUGCCCAAGCACCACUGCCGCGCAUGUGGUCAGGGGGUGUGUGGUGAUUGCUCAGCUCAGUGCCGCACUGUGCCCGCUCGUGGCUGGGACCAUCCGGUGAGGGUGUGCGAUGCCUGCGUCACUCAGUUAGACUCCCAGUGACCUCCAGAAAUAAUGCAAAACUCAAAGCCAGUGGCUUGAAAGCAAACAGGGGCGACAGUUUGUGCUCUCAGAAUUCCGGCAUUUUUCAGGAUAGUAUUUUUACAGUUUCUCAUUCAGUCCAAAGAUGUACAUGGAUGCCACUGUGAGAGGCUGAACUAAUCAGCAGCAUUUAAACGACUGUGGUAAACUAUACAGGACGGGACAGAUUUAUUUCCUGAACUUUUCAAUACUUCCUCUGGUGUAUCGUCCUGCAGCGUGGGCUCUGAUGUUUAUUUCUCUCUACACACUACAAUGUUUAAGGAAAGUUUUAGCUGAAUUUAUUGGAGAAAAGUUACCACUGUGAACAUGUAAUAAUGUUUAUUACAUUGUGGGUGUAGCGCUUUAUAGAAAAGUGUCAUAUAGAGACUCAAAUAUCAGGUACUAACCUUUUUAUUAAGAUAAUUAAUCUGCUAGUUUUUACACAACGCAACAAUUAUUAAGCAAAAAUAAAUGAAUCGCACAGAGUACAAACAUAACAGCCUUUUUUAUGCAUUUCUACGUGGCUGCUCUUACUCUUACUGUCAGAGAACAUCGCUACAAGUUCUUACACAAAACUAAACAAAGGACUCAAAAUCGCCAAGUUGGUGAUUCGUAAUAUGGAUCCGGUGGGAUGGGUAGGUGCAGUGGUGGUGUAAACGUUUGCAUUAUUAGAAGCCCCGCCCCCAAGGGACCCUUGCUUAAAAUAAAAUUUUAGGUGGACAAAAGUACACAAAAAGUAAAGAUUCCCUUUAACUCAAGUAAAAGUUUUCCAUUUACUUUAUGUUCCUGAGUAAAAAUACAAAACUACUUACCUUCAUAUAACGUAUUGAAAGUUUUUUAGCAUUGCUUUAGCUUGCAAUAGUCUUUUUCAUAAUAAAAAACUGUUACUUUGCUAGUAGCAUCUCUAAGGAAAGUCGCGCAAUUACACAUAAUACUCAGUAGGUGGUGAAAUUCCUGCUUGAAAUACGAUAUACCACUUCAGUCAGGUAACGCAACACCCCACAGAAAUGUAGUUGAGUAAAAGUACUGAUAGUUGCUGUACAUUUAAAUAGAGUAAAAGUUAUAAAAGUAUCCUAUAAUGUAGACACAUUGUUAUACUUUAUUCCACAUCGCUGUUGGUAAGUCUACUCAAAAUAAUUAUAAAAUAAUUUUUUUUACUUAAAUCCUUAAGCUAGAUUAGGUAAUAGGAUUUAAUCAUUUCAGCAAAGUUUAUAUAGUGUUUUUUAAUUUCUUUUCUUGCUGUUGUGGAUUACACUUUACUAAAUAUUACUAUUCCGACGUUUUAUCUGAUCUAGAGUGGAGAAAGUCAGAGGCCUUUGUGUGUUCAAAUCGGCGUGCUUAAUUACUACAGAAAAAAAGGUCUCAUUUUAUUAUCUGUGUUUAAAUGUGUGCGAUACAACAGCGCUGUCACUAGACUCACAUUCAGCACAGUACUGAAUUAUGAUUAUGCAAUGAUUACUAUAAGUACAAUUAACUGGAGCUGCCUUGGCUUGUUUUCUUUUCUUUAUGUAAAAUAUCUGAGGAUUAUGAGAUCUGAGGUCUGUUCCAUCAGUCACCUGUGUAGAUUAUUGUCUCUACGUUGCUGCGUCUCAGUAAACAAAAAAAUCAGCUUCUGACUUCAUACUGCUUAAUGGAUAUUCAGUCAGCUUCAGAAUUAUUGGCACCAUUGGGAAGGAUUAGUUAUGGAAAAUGCCUUUGGUGGGUUAAUUAGCUUGAUGUCACCCUGGAUGUACCUGUAUUAAAGCAAUAACCCACGAGCAAGAGUGUUGAAUAUGGGUUCAAUAAUUGUGAAAUGUGCUUUUAUGUACUAAAAAAGUAAAUAAGGAUUUAAUUGUCUUUAAAUAAAAAAAAUUUAUUAAAGGUUGCAUUUCUUUCACAUUCCCAUGUUAGAAUAGGAGGAAUCAUCACAAACAGUUUUUUCUCCUACACGUACAUAAUUUUAUCCCUCUUUAACAAAGGUGCCAAUAAUUUUUCAGCAGAUAUUAUUAAUUAGUAGGCAGCUGCCGACAUGGAAACCAGUUUAAAUGGACCUAAAGCUCAGUAGAGAGAGAGAGAGAGAGAGAGAGUGUGUGUGUGUGUGUGUGUGUGUGUGUGUGUGGAGAGAGAGAGAGAGAGAGAACUAUGUAAAUAGAGAUUCAAGCUCAGGAGCCAAUCACAAUGGAGGAAGGUGUUGCGACGGGAACAUACCACGGAACAUAGACUGGUUUUUAAUAAGGCUGUGUGUGUGUGUUUUUUGUGUUUGUGUGUGCAUGCGUGCGUGCUUGCGUGCGUCAAGAAAUAAAAUUUUCUUUAGAUUUGCUGAUCAUUUUGGAAAAGCAGGAGCAUUCUCAUUCUGAGAUGCCACGGCGUUAUAUUGCCCUGUGUAAGUGUAUGGGGAAUUUAGUUUAGAUGUUCAAAUUGAAUCGUCUAUAAUGUCUUGAUUACAGGAUCAGCAGCUUGACAGGCAAUCUGCGUUAACCUUUUAAUGCAGAGAAUUAAUUAAUUGUAUCAUCUAGAGUCUCAAUCUCUAUAUUGCACUUUAGCUCGUUAUUUAAUCUUUUAUGUUUAGUAGAAUAUACACAUAUAUAUCAUAACCGUAAAUGUGUUGCACACAGUAUACAGCAAUCCUAUAAGAAAUAUAAUAAAAUAAAGUUAUUCAUAUAGGCAUUAAGUGUGGGACCAAUCAUUCUCCCUGUUAACUAGUUUAUUAAGUGUCUGUAUAUAGUCUGUUUUUUUUUUUGUUUUUUUUUUAGAUUCUCAUAGACUUGCACAAAAAACUGCACCAAAGUGACCGUAUUGUUUAAACGAAACAGUGCAAGUUCAGGAGAAGACUGAUUUCAUAACCUUUGUUCGACCUCGCCUUGUAAGAUGCAUACAGUUUGAAAGGAUCUUCAGCAUAUGAAUUAUUUGUAGCACUUUACUUGUUGAAGUACUUUAAAUGGAAAUAUAACUAAUAUUUUAACUUUUUUUUUUUUUUUUUUUUACUGGAACAAAUCCUCCUGAGGUUUAUUAAGUGACUUUAACCAAAGUAUUUACAU